Messenger RNA from Tripterygium wilfordii, 3031 nucleotides. Its product is annotated as protein MICRORCHIDIA 7-like. Lineage: Eukaryota; Viridiplantae; Streptophyta; Magnoliopsida; Celastrales; Celastraceae. Bases 487 to 2976 code for a protein of 829 amino acids. The record is from RefSeq and is a predicted model, not a curated record. Gene Ontology annotation, cellular component: nucleus. Gene Ontology annotation, molecular function: ATP hydrolysis activity. The transcript is spliced from 19 exons.
CGAUCACAGAAGAGAAGCAGGAGAGAGAGAAACGGCAGAGAAAACUCGAUGAAUAUUUUCCAUGGGAAUUCUCCUCCGCGCCACUCGUUUAUAUAUUUAACGCUCAUAGAGGUGAUAGAGCCGGACUAAAACACAGACUCUUCGUCUCCUCUCGCGUAAAAUUUUCUCUUCCGAACCCUAGACAUUGAAAAUCCCCCUAAUGGAUUGGUUCACCACUGUAUCUCACUGUGGCUACCCCUGAUGGAGAAGAUUAUUAGAAAUUUUAAUUCCUUUAAAACUUCUAUUUCGAUCAGGACAUAGAGUCUCUUUUAUUCUUUAAAUAUGAUUUAGUUUUUCUUUUCUAUUUAGAAUCGGAAUCCUUUUUAUAUGGGCAAAUCGAAUUUUUCCUUACCUACAUCCUACAUUAUAUAUAGCUUGAUUUAAUGAAAUUCCUUUCCUUGACAAUUCCAGUUUUGUUUAACAUUGAUUUGGUAUUAUUUCACGUUAAUGGAUUCCUUCAAGCGAGAAAUUCCAGACGUCAAUGUCUCCUCCUCCCCGUCGAUGAAACAAAAUCGAAACCGAAACCCUAAUUUGGAAAACUGUAAUAGUACCAGUUCCGGUGAUUCUUCUGGUGUUGAUGACUACGUUAUUUCCGGCUACGAAAAGCUGCAUUCGCACUUUCUUGGGGCGCAAGAACCGAUAAUUAAGCGCCAUAAGAGGGACUAUGAUGAUGACGAUGAUAGCUUGUCGAGGAAGAAACGGAGGAAUGAGGAUUCACAGGAAGUGUUGCCUCCAGGAUUCCUAGCUCCGAUGGUGAAGCCUCAAAGAGUGGUGCCGCCACCGGAGAGUAUGGCAAUGGUGGUUGCGGAUGGUAGUCAAGUGGCUCCGGUUCGUGGGGGUUCCAGGCAGUUCUGGAAAGCCGGGGAUUAUGAAGGAACCAACGGCGGCGAUUCUGAUUCUGAUUCUGUUGUUGGAUUGGAUCAUGUCAGGGUUCAUCCUAAGUUUCUACAUUCAAAUGCAACCAGCCAUAAAUGGGCUCUUGGAGCUUUCGCGGAGCUUCUUGACAAUGCCGUUGAUGAGAUUUGCAAUGGAGCCACUUGUGUUCUCAUAGACGUGCUGAAAAAUAAGAAAGAUGGAAGUAAUAUGCUGCUUAUAGAAGACAAUGGUGGUGGAAUGACUCCUCAAAUAAUGCGGCAAUGCAUGUCUCUCGGUUAUUCUGUCAAAAGCAAAGAGGCCAACACAAUUGGUCAAUAUGGUAAUGGUUUUAAGACUAGCACGAUGAGGCUUGGAGCAGAUGUGAUUGUGUUCUCGCGCUGUCGAGGGUCUGAUGGAAAAAGCCCCACACAGAGUAUUGGAUUGCUCUCCUACUCAUUUUUGAGGGGAACUGGAAAGCAAGAUAUUGUGGUUCCUAUGGUUGACUAUGAGAAGAGAGGCGAAAGCUGGAACAAGAUCAUAAGAACUUCAACAGAUGAUUGGGAUAAGAAUUUGGCAACCAUAGUUCAGUGGUCGCCAUAUCAGAGUGAAAAAGAUCUUCUAAAUCAGUUCAAUGACCUGAAGUCUCGAGGCACACGUAUAAUUAUCUACAAUCUGUGGGACAAUGAUGAAGGGAAUCUGGAGCUUGAUUUUGAUACCAAUCCACAUGACAUUCAAAUAAGAGGAGUUAAUCGGGAUGAAAAGAACAUAGAAAUGGCAAAGAAAUAUUGCAACUCCAGGCACUAUUUAACCUAUAAGCAUUCAUUAAGGAGCUAUGCUUCAAUCCUUUAUCUUAGACUUCCAUCUCGCUUCAGAAUUAUUCUUCGUGGGAAAGAUGUGGAACAUCACAACAUAGAGAAUGAUAUGAUAUUGCCCGAGGAGAAAAUAUACAAGCCUACACAGGUCCCGGAGGGAAUACAGAAUGAAUCUGAUAGAGUUGCAGUUGUGAAACUUGGGUUUGUGAAGGAUGCCCCAUUUCAUAUUGAUGUUCAGGGGUUCAACGUAUAUCAUAAAAACCGACUUAUCAAGCCAUUUUGGAGGGUCUGGAAUGCUGCUGGAAGCGAUGGUCGAGGAGUAAUAGGUGCCCUAGAAGCAAAUUUUAUUGAACCAGCUCAUGACAAACAGGGUUUUGAGAGAACUACUGUUCUUGGGAGACUAGAGGCAAGAUUGAAUGAUUUUCAGAAGAACUACUGGAGGAAAAAUUGCCAUGAAGUUGGUUAUGCUCCAAGGCGGAAUUCAUCAAAACCUUCUACUCCUUCUAGUCCAGAUGAACGAAAUGUAACGGCCAACAGCAACAAGAAAAUUUCACAAAAUUCAAAUCAGAAGAAGCAAGACCGUUACUCCAAUGGUAAUGACCCAAAAGCAAAUCGUAGGUCGCAAGUUGACAAAGUGUCACCAGUUAAAGAUGAAAGAGCAUCUCAAAGUAUCUUUAAGGCAUCUCCUGCUGCUGCUAAAUCUAUGCGAUAUUCUGGUCGUGGAGGAAGCAAUGAUAAUCCCAGACCUUCAUGUCCAAAGGUAGUUUAUCCACAUGGUGGAAGCUAUUCUAGGACAUCUCCUCCUGCUGCAUGUGUAGCUCAGCAAGAUUCUGGAUGCGGAGGCAGCGAUCAUAUUAAAACUGUGAGAAGUUCAAAGAUGCAGGCCUCCAUGAACGAAGCAGGACAAGUUGCUCGUGAUGGAAUUGGAAAGGAUGUAAUCAAGUUGCAGGAAGGGAACCGUGAACUUAGGGAAAGGGUGAGGAGAAAAGAAAACCCAAAGACGGAUUUGUUGAAUGAUUUACAGCAUGAGAUAGAAAGAUGUCAAACACUAGAAACUCAACUCCAGAAGGCUAAUGAGAAGGUGGAAGAAAAGGAUAAAGAACUAGAGGUUCUCAUCGAAAUAUUUGCCGAAGAAAGGACCCGGCGAGAGGAGGAGGAAUUGAGAAUGAGGAAUAAACUAAAGGAGGCUAAUGAAACCAUUGAUCAGCUCCUUAAAAAGGUCAAGUACCUAGAAGGCAGUGGUGUCAAGAGCUGCAAAACUGAUCGUUAAAGCUAUUGCCUUAUAUUUUGGUUUUUUCCUUUUUCUUUCUGGUACAAGAAUACAG